Molecule: messenger RNA, 4063 nt
Organism: Micropterus salmoides (largemouth bass)
Lineage: Eukaryota; Metazoa; Chordata; Actinopteri; Centrarchiformes; Centrarchidae
Gene: sh3bp5b
Product: SH3-domain binding protein 5b (BTK-associated)
Exons: 9
Coding region: 258-1679 (473 amino acids)
Biological process (GO): intracellular signal transduction; negative regulation of protein tyrosine kinase activity
Cellular component (GO): cytoplasm
Molecular function (GO): protein kinase inhibitor activity
Source: RefSeq, a predicted model, not a curated record
UUCAGCACCGAGCUCAGUGUGGAGGGAGAGCUGAGUGAGGAGGGACGUUGCUGCUCGGCCCAAGUGGAUACAAGCCAAGAUGUUCUUCCUUCUCGAAAAACCCUCCUUCUAAAACGGUUCUUUUUUCAAGCUGGGAACAUAAGUAAGGCUCGUGAAUCUACCGCGAGGUGACCAGCCGAGACAGAUGAGUCCGUGGUCUCUCUGAGUCCUGUGGUAACCUCUGCCUUUGUUCGUGACAUCUGUCCUUCACCUCCAGGAUGGAUCAUUUAGAGAAGGAGCACAGGUCGGACGAGGAGGCUGAAUAUGAAGAGGAGGAGGUGGACCCCAGAAUCCAGGGGGAGCUGGAGAAACUCAACCAGUCCACAGACGACAUCAACAGAUGUGAGACGGAGCUGGAGGACGCAAGGCAGAAGUUUCGCUCGGUUCUGGUUGAGGCCACGGUGAAGCUGGACGAACUGGUGAAGAAGAUCGGCAAGGCUGUGGAGGAGUCCAAGCCUUACUGGGAGGCCCGAAGGUUGGCCAGACAGGCCCAGCUGGAGGCCCAGAAGGCCACCCAGGACUUCCAGAGAGCCACAGAGGUCCUCCGGGCUGCGAAGGAGACCAUCUCCCUGGCUGAGCAGAGGCUCCUGGAGGAGGACAACCGGCAGUUCGACUCCGCCUGGCAGGAGAUGCUGAACCACGCCACCCAGCGGGUGAUGGAGGCGGAGCACACAAAAACGAAAAGCGAACUGGUGCACAAGGAGACGGCGGCCAAAUAUACAGCAGCAAACAGCCGCAUGAAGCAGCUGGAGAAAAAACUGAAACGCACCAUCAACAAGUCCAAGCCCUACUUUGAGAUGAAGGCGAAGUACUAUCUGCAGCUGGAGAACCUGAAGAAAAUCGUGGACGAGCGGCAGGCCAAGCUGUCUCAAGCCAAAGGGGAUUAUAAGACGGCCCUUAGGAACCUGGAGAUGAUUUCAGACGAGAUCCAUGAGCGCAGACGGAGCUCUGCCAUGGGCCCCCGGGGGCGCGGCGUGGGCGCAGAGGGUGAUAGUGUUUCUGGGGACGACAUCUCCAGCUUUAAGUUGGAGUCGGACGAAAUAUCCAUGGCGUCCGUGUGUUUCGACGACGAGCCUUGUGGCGGCGGCAGCAGCGUCAUGUCAGAGGAAGACUCAGAGACUCACUCCACCUGCAGCCUUGGUUCGUCUCCCAGCAGCCCUCAGGAGCUCCUGUCGCCUUGCCCCUUCACCAGCUCCUCCUCCUCCUCCUGCACGUCCUCCUCUGCCUCUCCGUCACCGACUCCCUCCUCCUCCUCCUCCCCGGCUCCUCUGUCCAGGCCCAGCAGUCUGGACCUUCCCAGCACCGUGUCGCUGUCAGACUUCGGCCUCAUCUCGCCGGUGCUCGGGCCUCGCAGCGAAUGCAGCGGAGCUUCCUCACCAGAGUGCGACCUGGAGAGAGGUGACCGUGCAGAAGGUGCAGAGGGGGAUCUUGACAACGCUCCAGCCGCCACCAACACCACCACCACGACCACCACCAACAACAACAGCAGCUCCACUUCCAGCACCAAGAAGAGCUUCAGCCUGGAAGCACGCUUCAGCUUUCUGAACCUGCGCCGCCCGCGUCCUGAAACCGCCAAAAACACAGGCUGCUCCCAGAAGGCGGAGGCCGGGCAGACUGUGGUCUUGGUCAAAGGAGUUUGAGGACCAAAAAGAGAAUUUGUUGGAGAGACUUUGGCUCUGCCUUGACCCAUCCUCACCCAGCCUCUCUGAUACUGCAGUUACCUGCCACAACUGCACUCAUUUCCAAACUGUGGUCAAAGAGAGACUUUGAAUGUCAUAGUUGGUGUAUACAAAGUGUGGUUACUCCAUUUCCUUUAUGAAGGACAUUGCACCUUUUGGACUCAUGCCUGAGAUAUAGAGAGCACUGCUAUGUGUUGGUGUAGGGUGAUAAAAGGAAGGUUGAAAUGUGUCGUUUUCCACUAAAAGCUGAAAAUGCUUCUGUCACAAAAGCAGAAGAACGCCAGCUGCCUGCAUUCAACCUUUGACUUGGGGAUCAUCUUAAAAUGACUUGGGGAUCAUUUUAUCUAUUUAAUACUUGUUCAUCAAAAUAACAUUUAUUAUGCUGUAAACCAUGCACAGGUGAUGUUCUGCUUACUUCAACAGUUAAGGAAAUUAAAGUCACGUGUGGAGAUGUACUAAAUAACUAGUCUCUUUACCUUCUGACAUACGCUCCUGUAUUCGAUAAAUGACUGUUGUAUUUUCUGUAAGUUCGGUGAGUAAAGAGUUUAGGUUUAGGCACAUGGACGUUCCAAAUGUUGAAAAUCCAUUUAUAUUCCACAGAAGUUAAUUAAACUAAGCUUGAACUCUUUUAGCAUAGUUUUUGCAACCGAGAUGAUUGUUUUAAAUUAACAUCUUUCUGGUGCACAUCCAGCAAAGUUACUGAUAUUUAAAGACAAAAAGUGUCCUUUCAAUGCUAUAGCCAUCGCAUUGCAGAUAAAAGUAUACAUAGCUGCGUGUGAUAACUUCAUACUAAGCUCAAGUGUUUCACUGCCCUCUGUGGUUUAAAGCGAGACAAUGUAACGUUAGAAAGAAGACAUUAACGUCUCUCUUAAAAUAAAAAGUGAAAUUCUUAAUAAAACACUGGUUGAAUUCAAUACAGAUAUUUUGCUGCUACAGCUGUACUUUGUCUGUUAUGACGAGUUGCUUAAGGUGGCGUUCACUGACUUUCCAGUUAUGUUUUAUUCUGUCACAAAUACACAUUUCAGUGGAGUAAACGCACCAGGGAAUUGAAUGUGAUGACAUCAUGGCCGCUGUUCAGCAAAGGCUACAUUGGCUCGUUUUACAGCCUCGAGUUUGUUGCACCUGCAACCACACCCAGCAGUGAUGUCAUAGUGUACUGACAUACCCUACAGUACACGUCUACAUCACCGCGAGGUCAGCAAAACCAGGGUAUCCAGCUGCAGAUAAGUUGUUCUUUGGGUCGUAAAGGUGCAUUUUUAGCAAAAACAAAGACAAGCUGGUUGCUUCAGUUUAAAAAUGUUAUUUAUGUUUCUCACAUUGGAAUAAAUUCUAAUUAUUUUUUUCAUGGUUGUAAACUGUAAAUUUAAUUCUCAUGUACUGGUGAUUGUAUUAUUAAUGUAACAGCAAAAUUCUUUCUUUCCCCAACGGACUGCUGUUACACUCUUUACCAUUACAAUUAUACAAUAUAAAACUGCUGAAAUAGCAUUUAAUGUUUAAAGCGUAUUUGCCAAGCUGUAUAAUUAACUGGUGACAAUUUAAAACAAUCUUUUUGGCAAAAACAUGGCCAAGGGUGAAAAUUGUAGCUCCAUUGUAAGCCCAGGCACAAUCUCCAUCUAACUGAACAACCUUAGAACUGAAGUGUAAAACUGGAUGACCGUUACAGAUCAAAGAAAUGUCUUCGGACACUGAGACCGUAUGUUCAACCACUCCUCCUCAUGGUGCGUCCCCCGGGGCUCCUACAUUUUCCUACAAAGUCCUUGCACCUAAAAGCAAUUGGCAAUCUUGAAAGACAAAGCAAUACGGAAACUCAAAGCUGAUGAUACCCAGAGCAACUUUUAGAGCAAUGGUGCUGGGCAAUGUUGGCGUCAAUGGUAAUGAGCAAAAAUUACUACCGCAAUAACAUGUUAAACCUGUUAAUCUGUUCAAAACAUAGUAAGACUUGCCACUAGCAAGAUUGCUCAAAAAGUUGCCCCAUGUUUCAUCAGCUCAGCUCUCGGACUUUACGCUACAUCCUGUGAUGGUAACAAAGUAAAUCCAGGAGUUUUUGGACAUGAAAUAACAAAGAAUGCAGUUUUCUGAAUGUGAAUAGAAAAUCAGAUGGUCGUUGAAGAUUUUUACAUGCCACAUUAUGAGAGAAGUUGCUGGUUGCUUCAGACUUUUAGUAUUACUCGGUGAAACCCUUAAACAACUGGCUAGGAGGUAUUUAAUUUGUUUAAGUGAUAAAUAAUCUUAGGUUUCUUUAAGGAGCAAAAGGAAUAAAGCGGGACAUAUUAGGAUGUUCCCUUAUAUUUGUAAAUUAUGCGCUUAAAUUAGAAAAAAUUCCCUCAAAGUGCCCCAAAAAAAAA